Molecule: messenger RNA, 1302 nt
Organism: Nomia melanderi (Alkali bee)
Lineage: Eukaryota; Metazoa; Arthropoda; Insecta; Hymenoptera; Halictidae
Source: RefSeq, a predicted model, not a curated record
AUGGCGAUUUUAGCGAAACAAUCAGCAACAAAUUUGGAUGUGCGUAUCUUAUGGAUUGCCACGAUAGUGGCAGCGCUCUCCAUUUAUCAUGCGCAAGCAUCCAAUGAGAGAAGCAAAAGAGCGAUAAUAGGAAAAUCAAAUUUUGGAGGCUACAACUAUGAACCACCGGAUAACAAGUUAACUUUACCGCCACGGCCACCACCGACGGGAUAUCCAACACCACCUACAUAUUCGCAAGGAACACCACCAACAUACAGUCCCAGACCGCCCGGAACACCAACCUAUACUCCUGCACCGCCAGGAACACCAACCUAUACUCCCAGACCGCCUGGGACGCCAUCAACAUACAUAACCACUUCUAGGACAUCAGUUACUGGAUACACUUAUCCAAUACCAAAAGAGCCAUUCCCAACACCAUCUACACAUAGACCACCUAGACCACCAGGACCACCAGUGACACCUGGACCUUAUAUACCACCACAACCACCCGGACCGCCAAGACCACCACCUCAGCCACCACAUCCACGACCAACGCAACCUAAUACUUACCUGCCACCCGACCGUACCACCAGACCUACUUACCCUACAACAAGGCCUUCAUAUGGAACUACAAGACCUACUUUCCCCACGUCUAGACCCACAACAUCAUAUCAUACAACUACAAAGACAACAUAUGUAACUACUGGCAGGCCAACGCCAUCGUAUGGUACUACUCCAAGGCCAUCUUAUGGUACUACUCCAUCUUAUGGUACCACUCCAAGGCCAUCUUAUGGCACUACUCCAUCUUAUGGCACCACACCAAGGCCAUCUUACGGCACGACUCCGUCUUACGGAACUACACCAAGGCCAUCUUAUGGCACGACUCCAUCUUACGGUACCACACCAAGGCCAUCCUAUGGCACUACUCCGUCUUAUGGUACCACACCAAGGCCAUCCUAUGGCACUACUCCGUCUUAUGGUACCACUCCGAGGCCAUCCUAUGGCACCACUUCGUCAUACUUUACCCGCCCUCACGUUCCUACAGAACCAGCUAGUUACCUGCCACCACACAGCGAGAAACCGAGCACUCGCCCAGAACCUUACCUUCCACCUUCGACUCCGUCCACUCCGCGAGUCACCGUGACACCGCCACCACCACCCACGCCUAUUUAUACCCUCACGUACACAACAACCGAGUACACCCCCCCGCCGACCGGCCGACCAGGGCCAAUACCGACUCUUCCGCCUACCACGAAGAGACCGAUCGGUUAUUUCUACCCAGUACCGGAAAAUCCACUCGAACUGCCGCCAUUCGUCCGAUGA